This is a messenger RNA of Anopheles cruzii, 2886 nucleotides long. RefSeq names its product aminopeptidase N-like. The record is from RefSeq and is a predicted model, not a curated record. Gene Ontology annotation, molecular function: peptide binding; zinc ion binding; metalloaminopeptidase activity. Bases 1 to 2886 code for a protein of 961 amino acids. Gene Ontology annotation, biological process: peptide catabolic process; proteolysis. The transcript has 2 exons. NCBI's taxonomy places the organism in Eukaryota, Metazoa, Arthropoda, Insecta, Diptera, Culicidae. Gene Ontology annotation, cellular component: cytoplasm.
AUGGUGAAAAAUCGAUUGUUGCACCUCAGCACCGCACUGUUGCUGCUGGCGGCGGCAGUGGACAGAAGUGUCGUAAGCGCUGGCCGACCCGCGUGGAAGUGGCUCCUGGAUUCGUCCGACGUUACGCUCAUCGGGCCCGGGCAGGACGAUUGGAGCGGAACGCCCGAAUCGCCAGUUCCGGACCGUCGCCAGGCAGUGGACGAGUCUUACCGAUUGCCCAACAACACCGCACCGGUCCACUACACGCUGGCCCUGCGAACUGCGAUCCACGAAAAUGAUCGACAGUUCAGUGGCACCGUCACGAUCCUGCUGCAGGUUCUCGAGCCCUCCAUCACGAUUACCGUGCUAAACCGUGGGCUGGUGGUGCAGCGUGCAAGUCUUCGGGACGAGAGCGGUGUGACCGAGCUGGAGCAACCGGCCUACGAGACCGAUCCCGUCACGGAACAUCUAACCUUUACGCUGGCCCAGCUACUGCAACCCGGCUCGCGCUAUUCCCUGCGCAUCGAGUUUACCGGGACGCUCCAGAACAACAACAAUAUGGGCUUCUUCGCUUCCUCGUACCUGGACAACGACGGCAUCCGGCACUACUUGGCCUCGAGCAAGUUCGAACCGACGCACGCCCGGUCGGCGUUCCCGUGCUACGAUGAGCCCCUGCUGAAGGCCACCUUCGACCUGCACCUAACGCACGCGGCCACGUACAAUGCGGUCGCGAAUAUGCCCGCACUCGGCGCUCCCGAGCCGGAUCCGGAUAACGCCGCGUACGUCACGACUCGGUUCGUGACAUCGCAGAUAAUGUCCACCUAUCUGGUGGCGUUCGCGGUGAGCGAUUUCCAGAUUCGUACCGCUGGCCAGCAAACGGUGUACGCCCGAUCGAACGUCUUCGAGGAGACGGAAUUCCCGCUGGACAUGGGCAACAAGGUGCUGGACGCGCUCAGUGCUUACACGGACGUUUCGUACUACGACUUUAUGCCCAAGAUGACGCAGAUUGCCAUCCCCGAUCGGGGAACGGGAGCGAUGGAGAACUGGGGACUCGUCGCUUAUGGAGAGCCCGUCUUGUUGUUCAAUCCGGCCAUUAACACGUAUCGCAACCGGAAGAGCGUCACGACGAUCAUCGCCCACGAGUACGCCCACCAGUGGUUCGGCAAUCUCGUGAGCCCCCACUGGUGGGAGUGGAUCUGGCUGAACGAAGGCUUUGCCACGGUGUACGAGUACCUCGCGGCCCAGCUGGCCCACCCGGAGGGCAACUACUGGGAGCUGUUCACCAUCGAGGUGGUGCAGAAUGCGUUCGCGGCCGACGCAAGUGAAACGGUCCGUCCGAUGAACUGGAACGCCGGGUCACCGAACGAAAUCGCGGCCCUGUUCGACACGGUGGCGUACGAUAAGUCGGGCAGCGUGCUGAACAUGUUCCGCGAGGCCUUCGGCGACGCGAACUGGCGCCAGGGUCUGAACAGAUAUCUGGGCGAGCGCAAACUGGACGGUGCCACGGCGGACCACUUGUAUGCCGGAAUUCACGAUGCCCUACAAGCCAGUGGUGUCGCCGCCCAGCUGUUGCCGGCCGGCUUUAGUGUGCGCGACCUGAUGGAGUCGUGGACUUCGGCCCCCGGGUUCCCGGUGCUGACCGUGCGCCGGACGUACACGGACGAACGGAGUAUUAUACUGUCCCAGGAGCGGUUCCUCUCCAACAAGCAGCUCCCGGACAGCCACGUGUACCACGUUCCGUACGACUUCACCGACGCCGAUACGCGUGACUUUACGCCCUCGCCCACCGCUUUCCACUGGCUGUCGGUGAAGGCGGCCAAAAUAGUGACCAACGUUCCGCACGACAAGUGGAUCAUCUGCAACCGCCAGCAGACGGGCUACUAUCGCGUGAACUACGAUCCCGACAACUGGGCGCUGAUCAUCGAUGCGCUCCGUUCCGACCCGACCCAGAUCCAUCACCUGAACCGUGCGCAGCUCGUGAACGAUGCGUACAACCUGGCACGGGCCGAGCGGCUGGACCUGGGCGUGGCACUACGGCUGAUGACGUACCUGAGGCGGGAAACGGAGUACGCACCGUGGUCGGCUGCCGGGAGCGCACUGACGUACUUCUACAACAAACUGCGCGGCACGGACUCGUACGAGCACUUCCGCACGUACGUCAACUACAUCCUGGCCGAUGCGUACGCGCUACUACCGAUCGACAGCGUCACCGGGACGGAGACGAUGCUGCAGCUGUACCUCAAACAGUUCAUCACGACCUGGGCCUGCCGCAUCGAUCACGCGGAUUGUCUCCAACGAACGGGUCAAGCGCUUACCGCAGCUCACACCGCCGGCACUGCCGUCCAUCCGGACGUCAGCACCGCCGUGUACUGCAACGGAAUGGUCGCUGCCAGCGAUGAGCAGUUCGUUUGGGUGUACGAUCAGUUUAAGAACUCACGCAACCAAGCCCACCGUAUGGUGCUGAUCGAUGCGUUGGCUUGUGCGCAGAAACCGUCCCAACUGGAAUCGCUCCUCACGGUGGCGCUGGGCAGUGGCAGCGACUUUAACGCGCUCCUUGCCAGCGAACGGACACGCAUCGUUUCCGCCGUCUACGGAGCGAGCCGGGCCGGUGUGGAUGCGGUGAUCGACUUCCUUUCGGUUCCCACGAACGUGGUGGAAUUCGUCCAGGUACUCGGCCAAUCGACCCUAAACAGUGCCGUGUCGAACGUUGCUUCGCGAACGAACAACGCCAACGAACUGGCCCGCCUGAACGGUCUGCUGACCAAUCUCGGUACGGCCGUAACGGAGACGACGGCCGCCAAUGCUCGGGCGACGGCAGAGAAUAACUUCGGUUGGUUCACCACCUACGAGGGGCUGGUGGCGGUCGAGUUCUUUGAGAAGUUUGCCACCACACCGCAAGAGUUGUAA